AUGACACUUUCUAGCCGGCGCAGCGGAACACGGAACCAUGCAGCAUCAAAAGCCACCACCUCACUACGUCGCCACGAUCUCGACAACCUGCGCACCUUUCUAACUGGCCUUGUCAUCGUGCAUCACACAGCCGUCACAUAUGGAGCACCAGGAAGGGCUCCGUUCCGGUCAGCCGUGACAAGACUUGCGUUCCCCGGGGCGGAUAUCCCUCCAACCAUCGCGGCCGCCUUCAAUCAAUCGUUUUUCAUGGGCCUCUUCUUCUGGAUAUCCGGACGUGUCUCGGCACAGUCCCUUGAGCGGAUAGACCAGGACCCAUGCCGAACCCGGUGGGCAUUUAUAAAGAGCAAGUCCUUGAGGUUGGGCCUGGUUGCUGUUCUGUACACACUAGUCGUCCAGCCAGCGAGCCAUCUAGUCGCGCUGGAGGAACCGUCACUUUCUUCCAUUUCUGCCCGGCUGGCAGAGUACUUUUCAACGAUGCGUGGUAUUCGAGGCCCGACGUGGUAUACUGUCAACUUGCUCAUCAUGGAUAGUGUAACCGCCCUGAUGGCACCGAGGGCGGAAACAAGGGCCAUGCGUAACGAGAAGGAGGAGAAUCACACUGCCGGAAAUGACGACCACCAAAGCCCUCCUUCUUGGUAUGUCUGGCUUGCCAGGUACGGGUGGAUCGGCGCUGCGGCGCUCAGCUUCCUUGCGCGUCUUUACUACCCCCUUGGUGCGAAUCUCAAAAUCAUAGCUCUCCAACCAGCCUAUGCCUCUCAAUACAUUUUGGCAUAUACCAUGGGACACGCGUCGUGGAAGUAUGGCACUUCCUUCAUGGGGGGGGUUGCGUUGGGCAAGACGAGUGGAAAGGACGUAGCUGCGGCCUCGGACGGUAAAUCUGACAACUCGUCGCUUUCCGUUGUUGCCGCAGCACUAGUAUCCCUAGGUACACUGCCCGUUGUCUGGAUACCAUAUCUAUUUCAAGAUGCGGGUAGAAAUCGGAUGGCGCAGUCCGUGACUGAUAUCCGUGGUGGAUGGAACGUUGCGGCUUUCCUCUACGCCCUCUGGAACGAGCUUUCAUUUAUAAUCGUUUGCCCGGCACUGCUUACAUAUUUCGCAGCAUGGCACAACAGACCCGCAAAGUCUAGCUUAUUCCAGGCCAGGUACUCUUACGGCGCGUUCCUCAUGCACACGCUUGUCAACACCGUUUCGGAGGUGGUGUUUGAUCGACUCUUGUGGUGUGACGACUGCAAAUCCGUUUCACUGGUUUCUCAUUCUCUGUGGCGGUGGUUGGCACCUUCUGCCAUGACCAUUGUUGUCGGAGCUGUCAAUGUCUACUGCUCAUUUGGGGUCGCAAAGUUGUUGUUGGAUAUGUUUCCGACUUUGCGUCGGGUCAUCUAA
This is a messenger RNA of Metarhizium brunneum ARSEF 3297, 1380 nucleotides long. RefSeq lists its product as uncharacterized. NCBI's taxonomy places the organism in Eukaryota, Fungi, Ascomycota, Sordariomycetes, Hypocreales, Clavicipitaceae. Gene Ontology annotation, molecular function: acyltransferase activity, transferring groups other than amino-acyl groups. The record is from RefSeq and is a predicted model, not a curated record.